This is a messenger RNA of Ascochyta rabiei, 1749 nucleotides long. RefSeq lists its product as uncharacterized. The record is from RefSeq and is a predicted model, not a curated record. Gene Ontology annotation, molecular function: hydrolase activity. The transcript is spliced from 2 exons. Bases 1 to 1749 code for a protein of 582 amino acids. Lineage: Eukaryota; Fungi; Ascomycota; Dothideomycetes; Pleosporales; Didymellaceae.
AUGCUUGCGCUCCGAUGCUUUGACAGCCUGCUACAGUACUCCAUUCUCCAGGUCGACAUCAUGGGUCUCACUAGUGUUGCUCAGCGCUACCUUACGGCCUUUGCGGUCUUCACCGCGGGAAGCGCUUCUACCGUCACAUUGCCCGGAUAUGGUAGCUUCGCUGGCACUACUGUUAGUCAUUAUCUGACCAAGAGGCCUUUACCAGCUACAGUCGAUGCCUGGUUUGGCAUUGACUACGCAACUCAGCCCGUGGACGAGCUCCGUUUCGCUCCAGUCGGUCCUCCAGCACCUUUCUCUGGGACGAAGAAUGCAACUCAGUAUGGUUAUUCGUGUACCCAAGACGCAUCACUGGUUCCGUAUCCUCAGAACGAGGCAUGUCUAAACUUGAACGUGUUCCGACCUCAGAAUGUCUCCUCGACUGCAAAGCUACCGGUUUUCAUCUGGAUCCACGGCGGUAGUUUUGUGUCUGGCUCGGCAAGGAGCUUUGACGGUCCGGCUUUUGUAGCGAACUCAGAGGAGCCUUUGAUAGUUGUGAACUUCAAUUACAGACUCAACUCUCUUGGAUUCCUUCCAUCCCCCACGUUCGAUCGCCUCGGGCUUUUGAAUCUUGGGUUGUUGGACCAGCAGCUGGCCUUUGAAUUUGUGCAACAGCACAUCUCAGCUUUUGGUGGUGACCCUAACCGCGUUACAAUCGGCGGCCGCUCCGCUGGUUCUCACUCCGUUGGCAUUCACCUUUUUCAUAACUACAACAAGACUGAAGGCGCAUCUCCAUUGUUCUCUCAAGCUAUCUUACAAUCUGGCAGUGUUACUGCACGCGCAUUUCCAAACGCAUCAUAUCCGCUUUACCAAAAGCAAUUUUCCCGGUAUCUCGAACUUACUGGAUGUGGCGGCGUUGCCAACGGUAUGGACAGUGAGGUUAUCAGAUGUUUGCGCGCGGCGAACAUCACUUUGAUUCAGGAAGCGAGCAGUUUGCUUUACGCUGAAUCCGAGUACAGCAUCACUUGGCCUUUUCAGCCCACUCGAGGUGGUCCUCUACUCGAAGAAGCAGGUUCCACAGCCGGUAUCAACAAGCAGUUCUUCCGCGUCCCGACUAUCACAACUAACGUUCGUGACGAGGCCAAAUACUACAGCCCAGGCGAUAUCGAGACCAACGGGGAAUUUCUGGAUUUUUUCAAGAAUCUCAUACCCCACCUCUCAGCGCAAGACGUCUCCGACUUGGAGUCCUUGUAUCCAGAUCCGACCAAUGACACCAACGGCGACUACUCUCCAUACGCCCACAGCCCUAACUCGACUCAAUACGAUCGCAUAUCUGCCGCCCUUACCGACUAUAUGUACGCUUGUGCUGGCCAAGAGACUGCAGUGCGUAUGUCAUCUGCUGGUGUGCCUGUGUACAAGAUGCUCUGGACUGUCAACAACACCUUCCCGGACUGGAAGGGCAUCCCCCAUACGGCCGACACCAAGUACACAUGGGCUGAGGGGAAUGGGACAGGUGGUGUUCAAUACCCGGAAGUUGGCAAGCAACUGAACACAUAUUUCUCCGACUUUAUUGCUCACGGCGAUCCCAACGCAGGUAACAGGACUGGCCUACCGAAGUGGCCCAGAUAUGUUGACAACAACGCUGAGGGAGUCCCCGGGCUUCAGCUGAGAUUUGAAGCGUUUGGCAACACCAGGGUAGAAGGCGAUGCUAUCAGGAGAAAACAGUGCGAAUGGUGGAGAGACGAGCAAAGGGCAGCGAGACUUGAAAAGUAG